This is a messenger RNA of Carassius gibelio (silver crucian carp), 2922 nucleotides long. Its product is annotated as F-box only protein 41. NCBI's taxonomy places the organism in Eukaryota, Metazoa, Chordata, Actinopteri, Cypriniformes, Cyprinidae. The record is from RefSeq and is a predicted model, not a curated record. Bases 1051 to 2922 code for a protein of 623 amino acids. Gene Ontology annotation, molecular function: protein binding. The transcript has 11 exons.
GACGCGCGCGCUCCCACAUAAAUGUAUAUUUCUUACUGCUCUACUUCACGCUCCUCGAGCGGUCCGCUUCUCCCAGACCGGGAGUGACGUCAGAGGCGACCGGAGCAACUGGGUCUGCGGAAGACGAGAGUCCAGACAGAGAACCGGUGCAGCUGUGCACGAGCCGGUGUUGGACUGAAAAGCUCCUAAAAGCACCACAGAAGACACUGAAUUCCCUCUAAAUCACUCCAAAGUUACUGAGGGGCCCGAAACACCUCUGGAAUGCCAUCAAAAAGUUACUGAAAAGACCUUGAAAUACCCCAAGAUGCUUCUGAAACAGCCCUAAAGCGGUCCUUAAGUUACUGAAAUACCCGGAAGAUACUGAAAUACCCUGUAAACACUCAUAAAAAUGACUGAAAUGCCCUUGAAAGACCCCAGAGGAUACUGAAACCCUAAAAAAAGUGAUUGAAAUGUCUUCCAAUUCUCUUUAGGGUUCCUGAAAUGACAUUGUAAUGCUCCAGAAGAUACUAAACCACCUAAAACGCGUCUUAAGUUACUAAAAGGCCCUUGGAACACACCAAAAGAUACGGAAACGUCUCCAAGAUGCUCCCAAAGUUACUAAAUUACCUUUGAAACAUCCAGAAGAUACCGAAACACCUCGGAAACACUCCUAAUGUUACUAAAAUGCCCACAGAAGAUACUGAAACACCCCUAAAAUGCUUCUAACGUUUACUGAAAAACAUUUGAAACAUCCAGUAGAUACUGAAAUAGCUUUAAAAUGCUCUGUUAAUGAAACACUGCUAGUUACUGAAACAUUGAUAAAACACUCCUAAAGUAACUAAAACAUUCCUGAAACUUUAUUGAAAAGCUCCUAAAGUUCCUGAAAUGUUCCUGAAAUGCUCGUAGUUACUGACAGUUUCUUGAAACACUCCUAAAAUUCCUGAAACGUUCUUGAAUCUCUCUUAAAGUUCCUGAAACGCUCCUAAAGUGACUUAAAUGUUCCUGAUCUCUGAAUGAUCUCAGUAUGUGACUCAGGAGUUGUGUUUCGAGCGUGUGAGUGUGUGUCGCAGAAUGUCGACCAGCACAGAGCUGCCGUCACACUGCCCGACCUGUGGAGAGCCGUGCGGGUUUGGGGAGCACCUUUCCAGCGUCCGCUCCUGCCAAAAACUCUGUCUGACCACUCGCCGGAGCUCUGAGGGCAGACUGAUGUCCCUUUAUACACAGCGAGGGGAUGAAAUCGACCACCCCCUGCGGUUCGAGCUCCUGGAUGCCCUGAGUUUGGCCCGUCCGCUCCGAAAGAUCCUCAUCCAGAGAGACUCGCCCUCAUCUCGGUCUCCAGUGCUGGCGCUCGCCGUAAGCUCCAGCGCCGCAGAAGAGGGGGCAGACACCGGACGCGCUGUGGCCCAGCUAGGAGUGCCUUGGCUGGGCAGGCUGGCGCUGGAGGCCCGGCUUCAACAGCUGGCUCUGGAGGUGCAGGAGCGCGUCUCGCUCAAACUGGAGGCGCUGCAGGACGAGGUGAAGCGGAGGAGCGUGGAGGUGAGACAGGCCCAGAGAGAGAGCGAGCGCAUGCUCAGACAGAAGCAGCAGGCGGAGGAGCGGGCGGCCGAGCUGGAGCGGCAGGUGGACAUUUCUGUGGAGAUGCUGGCCAGCCUCAGAUACGAGCUGAGAGAGAGAGACGAACAACUGCGGCACAAACAACAGGAAGUGUGUGAGCUGGACAGGUUUGUGAGGGACACUGCGCUCCAGGAAGCCAGCGCUAAGAUCCGUCUGCAGCGCUUCAUGGAGGACCUGCUGGAGAGAGCCGAGAGAGCCGAGACGCAGCUGCAGAACCUCUGCGAUGAUGUCACUUCCUCUCACAGACACCUGGCAGGAAGCAGAGCGUCAGGCUACCAGAGGAGCUCCAGCGUGUCUGGGAUGAGCAGGAGAUCUUCUCAUGUGUCUGACUGCAGAGCCGCUCAGUACUACAGGAGUGAUGGGAUGUGUCUGGUGUGUGUCAGGUUCGAGCGGAGGCCACGCACACUGUCGGUGGGUUCGGGCGGCUGUGAGGGUCACUGGGACGGACGGCAGUAUCAGCACAUGUUGUGUGGAGCCGCUGAGGGGCACGAGAGAGGAUCCGAAUCACCUGGGAUGAUCCAACACACACACACUGAUGCUGAUUCAGACAACUGGUCACUUUACACCGCAGACUCACAGGACGACACACAACACACGGGAUACAGGACCUACAGCCGCACCGGUCCGGAUCUGCACUGGUGUGUGAACAGAUCCAGUGAAUCAGCCGUGUGUUCAGAGCGUCUGAGGCUCACAGCGGCGCUCUUCUGUGUGUUCACUUAUCUGGACACACGCUCGCUGCUCACCGCCGCUGAGGUGUGUAAGGACUGGCGCAGUGUCGCACGUCAUCCUGCUGUUUGGAUCAGAGUAACACUGGAGAACACACAAGUGUCAUCGAAGUUCCUGAUGACUCUGUCUCAGUGGUGCUCUCAGACUCAGUCUCUUGUUCUUCACAAUCUCAAACCUCGAUCCCGUGGCAAGAAGGAGAACAAAGACGAGUACUUGCGCAGCACCAGGGGUGGGCUGGAGGCGGGGCUGGAGGCGGUGCUAAAAGCAGCGGGGCGGAGUCUCAUCUCUCUGAGCAUCUCUCAUUGUCCCAGUAUUUUGACGGACAGAUCUCUGUGGCUCGUCAGCUGUCACUGCCGUGCACUGCAGUCACUCACAUACAGGAGCGCGUCAGAUCCGGCGGGACAGGAGGUGAUCUGGGCUCUGGGAGCGGGAUGCAGGAACAUCACAACGCUGCACAUCGCUCCUCUACAGCCGUGCCUGCAGCCCAGUCGCUUCAGUAACCGCUGCUUGCAGACGAUUGGCCGAUGCUGGCCGAACCUGUGUCGUGUGGGGGUGGGCGGGGCCAGCUGCGGCGUGCAGGGAUUGGCCUCUCUGGGUGAGUGA